Podarcis lilfordi (Lilford's wall lizard) is the source of this 22101-nucleotide messenger RNA. Lineage: Eukaryota; Metazoa; Chordata; Lepidosauria; Squamata; Lacertidae. The record is from the annotation of a GenBank genome assembly.
GCAAGCAGAAAGUGGGCGGGGAGUCUCCGACCAAUCAGCGGAAAGGAAAAGCCAAAGCGCGGAGAGGGGGGCCCCUGUGGCUCGACUUCCUGCGUGGGCUUCGCGCUUUACACUGGGGUUGCGGUCCGGGCACCGCGCUUAGGAGGAGAACAGCCGCUUCCCUGCCGCUCUCAUGCUGCGACCCGACGGCUGCCACUUGCUGCUGCCGCUGCUCUUCCUCCUGGCGCCGGGGCCCGCCGAGGGGAAGGCGGAGGCGGCGGCCGAGAGGCUGAGCCCCUACUUCGGCACCAAGUCCCGCUACGAGGAGCUGCACCCGGAGCUCCUGCGGGACCCGCUGUCGCUCGGGCCGCCGCAGCCCGGCUUCCCGCUGCCGCCGGCUUCCUGCGCCCCGCUGCAGCUCGGCGCCGUCUUCCGCCACGGCACCCGCUUCCCGACGCGCAAGCAGAUCCAGAAGCUGGGCCGCCUCCACGGACUCGUCCAGGGAAACGCCGGGAAAUGCAACGCCAGCGCCGCCUCCCGCCUGGCGCGCUGGACCAUGUGGCUCCGGCCGGACAUGGACGGCAAGCUGGCCCCGCGGGGGCGCCGCGACAUGGAGAUGCUGGCCAGGCGCCUCGCCCGCCGCUUCCCCAGCCUCCUGGCCAGGAACCGACGCUUCGCCUUCGUCAGCAGCUCCAAGCACCGGUGCCUGGACAGCGCCGCCGCCUUCCGCGAAGGGCUCCGGCAGGCGCUCGACGGCCAGCGGCAGGGCACGCCCCCAAAGCAUGGUGAGAGUAACCCCGCAUCCUUCCCACUCCCAGCAAGCCGUCCAUUCUCUGCUUCAUUAUAACCUGCAUGGGCGUAGCUAGGAUUUAUGUUAGUGAGGGCGGGGACACCCACCUGUCGUCGUCCUCUGUUUGGCUCUGUCCAGCAGUUUCCGAAUGAAAUGUCUCAACAACAGGUUUUUUUUAUCACUUUCUUUUGACCCCAAGAGUGAUUCUACAAUUGCUACUUUCAGUUAAGUAUUUGGAGGGGCAACUGCCCCCCGCCUCCUACCCCCAGCUAUGCCCAUGAUAGCUGAUGGCACUUUGGGGUGUGGUUGCAGAGGUCAGGACCAUUUAAAGACCCCAAGGCGGCAAUAAUGUACCCCACUUACUAUUUUUAUUAUUAUGUGCACGUAUUAGGCACUUUAGGCAAAGAAAAAGCAUCAAAAUGAAAUGCACCACUUGAAAACAGUUUGGCGCCUGGGAUUAAGUGUCAUAAUUGAAUUCAGUAGGACAAGGUUGUCAGUAGAGAAGCCUAGCUUUGCAAUAUGAGAUUCUUCCCCCCCCCCCCAAGCAGAUUCGUUAAAACCAAGAGGAAAAGAAGUAAAUUAAAACACACCCCAUCCACUUCUGAAAGGCCACACAGAUAGUUAAAGGCCUAGUUAUAGAGGAAAGGUUUUAAGCUGGGAGGCAGUGCAUAAAAGGCACCUUCUUGUGUUGCCAGCCUCUGGGACUCUCAUGGAAAAAUCCUGCAAUGUUGAUCACAGGGUCUGGGUCAGUUCAAAUGGGGAGAGGUAGCCCUGUAGGUAUUGCAGUUUUGAACUGUUUAAGGCUUUAUAGGUCAAAACCUGCAAUUUGAAUUGGGCCGGAAACUAAUUGGCAGCCAGUGCAGUUGAGCCAGGAUUGGUGUUAUGUGUUCAAAUGGUCUUGCCCUGAUGAGCAACCUGGCUGCCAAAUGUGAGCCCCACAGAUAAUAUGUUGCAGUAAUCUAACCUAGAGGUUGCCAGAGCAUAGACAACAGAAGUUAGGUUAUCCCUGUCCCUGGGCCACCAGCUGAAGCGGAUGGAAGACACUUUGUGCCACCGAGGCCACCUGAGCCUCAAGCGACAGCAAAGGAUCCAGAAAUACCCGCAAGUUGCAUACCUGCUCCUUCAGAGGGAGUGUGUAACCCCAUCAAGAGCAGGCAACCUCCCAUCCAUCGGUUCUAGGGAACUACCCACUAACUGUGUCUCAUUCUUAUCUGGAUUGAGCUUCAGUUUAUUGUCUUUCACUGAGUCCAUUACGAGGAAAGACAUCAAUCCAGCACAUCCACUACCACACCCUGCAGGUGUAAAUGAGAAGCAGAGCUGUGUGCCGUCAGCAUAUUGCUGACAACAUACUCCAAAAUGCCAGAUAACGCCACUCAGGAGUUUCAGGUAAACAGCACGGUGAGUGAAAUCGAACCCUGAGGAACUCCACAUUGAAGUCUCAUGGAGCUGUACAGCACUCCCUAAGCAUCAUGCACUGGAAAUGACGGUCCAAGUAGGACUGGAACCAUUGCAAAGCAGCAUCACCCACCCCUAACUUGGACAGCUGCUCCAGAAGGAUUUCAUGGUUGAUGGUAUUGAAAGCUGGUGAGAGGUUGAGGAGAAUUAACAGGGGCACAUCUCCCCUGUCUCCUCUUUCUGUGCCCAAACUAGAUCUAAACCCUGAUUGAACUUAGGGGGUUGGAUAAUCAUUUAAGGCCCCAGUCCCAGCCCUUUUCUCUUGAUAAGGGUUGUUUUUGUCCCCCCUUGUGUGUGGUACUGGUCCCUCUCCUAAAAAAAGAAGACCUGGCCAGAACUUUCAAAUUAUAGUUAAUGUGCUUAUCUAAUUUCAUUCCUGCUCACUGCUCAGCUAACUUAAAUAGCAGCCUUUUUUGUUGUGGUUUAACACUUGCAAAAUGUUUGAAGGCAUGAAGGCAGCCUUUGGACCAAUAGUAAGGAAAACUGCACCACUGAAAACCUUUUCUGGAGAGAUUAUUACAGCAGUAAGCAGGUGAAGCAGGGCACUAUUAAGAGUUAUAAUCACAGGAAGACAACAAUUAUCUGAUACAACAAUUUUCAACAUCCAGACACUUGACAGCAGAGCUAGGUUCCUCUCCUGCCCUUGGCAAGCUGAGGAAUGCCAUCAACACUCAGGCAUGUGGUAAAGCCCCAGGACAGGUCAGAAUCCCAACAGAAGUGCUGAAAGCCGGCCUCAAUUUCUCCCUCAUAACACACCUCCACAGCCUUCUCUUGCAGUGUUGAAAACAAGGAUCCAUGCCACAAGACAUGUGUCACCACAGUGUCAGGAGCGGAUGCCAGGAAUAAAUCACACAGAGUAAGUCACAUUAAUUCUUUAUUGGAAGAAACAAGGUCUGCUCAGGAGUGCCUGGCCUAAUGAUCACCAUUCAAGGUGGAGGUCUGUUCAACCUGACAUGUCUCCACACCAAGACAAAAGUAAAUGUUGUUUGCAGAUGAUGCAGCCUUGACAGCACACUCUUAAGCAAGCUCUGAAAAGACUUGUCAACAGUUGUGUCCAAGCUCGCAUGGAGUUCGGCCUCACCACCACCCUGAUGAAGAUCAACAUCUUGGGUCAAGAUGUUACCAGCACUCCAGCAUCAGCAUUGAGGUGGUAGGCAAUUUUAUCUACGUGGGCUCCACCAUAACCAGCAACCUUUCCAUCGAUGCUGAGCUGGACAUGCGCAUUGGCAAGGCAGCUACGGCAAUGGUUUCCCCCCUGCAAAAGGGUAUGGGAGAAUGUGAUGCUAACAACCAAUGUCAAGAUGAAGGUCUAUUGGGCUUGUGUGUUGAGCAGGCUGCUUUAUGGAAGUAAGUUCAUGGGUAACUUAUACCCACCAGGAGUGAUGCCUCAAUGCCUUCCAUAUCCAUUGCAUCAGGUAGAUUUUGGACAGAGUCUCAAAUAAAGGUGUGUUCUCCCAAGCCCACAUUCCCAGCAUGUUCGUAGUUCUGUCUCAGUGACAUCUCUGCUGACUUGGUCAUGUACACAGAAUGGAAGAUGACAGGAUCCCCAAAAGGGAGCUGUCACUAGACCUGUUGGCAGAAUAAGUCUGUGUUACAAAGAUGGCUGCCAACAUGACACAAAGGCUGGCAACAUCAGUCCCGUUGUAUGGGAAUCCUUUGCAGAUGAUUGGAGUGCCUGGAGAACGACAGACAGGUUGUGCAUUUACAGCAGUGACCAGAGGAGGAAUGACCAGUCGGAGGAACGCAGACAGAAGAAACGCCAUAGGACACCUGCAUCAGUGCAGCCAGACUCCUUCAUCUGCCCCAGCUGCAAUAAAACAUGUCUCUCCCUUAUUGGUCUCUACAGCCACAGCAGAUGCUUUAUCUCUCCCAACGGUUCGACUUUAUCCUCAAAGGCACACUCCUACAUUGGCUCCUGAGACUGAUAGAAACCAGCAACAAUUAUGAUCAGGAACAUCUGUUCAUUUUCCUUGUGUUCAUAAUAGCAAGCAUUUCUAUUUUAUUUUUUCAUAAAAUGCCUUAUAGGUUCUGUUUAUUCUUCCAGAACAGAACUGGCAAAUUAUGAAUUGUUUCCUAACUUUCCUUAAAUGUUUUUAUUCAUCCUUAAAUUGACAUCCCCCCCCCUCGCCCUUCUACAUUUAUCAAUAUCUAUUUGCCAUGCUAAGUAAGUUAAUGGAAACUGCAAGUUCAGAACUUGCAGUGGCUUAGAAUAUCAGAAGCUGGAUAAAGAGGGUCAACAUGUCUGUGUCCUGUUUUAUGAGCUUCCCGGAAGCAACUGUUGUAUGGAACAGUAGGCUGAAUUAGAUGGAUUUUAAACUAGUUCAGCCAGAUUUUUUAUUGAUCUUUUGCUUACUCAAGCUGUUUUUCCAAAAGCCAUACUUACCUGUCAGGGAACUGACAUCGGAGCCUGAGGCGGAGGGAAGGCUCUCAAAUGAUGCUGGAGAAGGGCCAAGCAGGGAGAGAGGCAGUUCAGCAGAGGGGGAAGCAAAUCAACGUUACACCAGGGAUAAAGGGGGGCAGAUGGGGGAAUCGGCAAGAGGGCUCCAGGACUCUUCGCUGGACACCAGCGGGGAGAGCACGAGUCCUCCGCUACCCACGCCCUCCCUGCGCAGAAGACUUCCACGCAGGGAGAGUAGGAGGAGACUGGGCGUAAAACAACUUUUAUGUUGGAAGAGGUUUAAGAAACGCCCACUGACGGAUUCUGCUAGUGACUGAGGCAGCCACGAAUUGAAGGGCUGUCCAGACAGAGAGGUUUAACAAGGCAACAUAGCCAGGAGAGGCGGCAACUUACGCACGAGCAACCCCAUACCCAUUAUAUUACCCAUUUUACUUUUUGAGGAUUAUUUAAUAAAUCACAGAAUUCCUGUACGUUACACGUGUCCGCUUUACCACAGAACCUUUAGAUUAAAUCUUAUUCAACAACAGAAAUUAAGCUGAAGUGUAUAACUAUCAUUCUCUAACCUUGAUCCUCAAAAGUUAGCCUCACUCUCCCCCCUGCACCCUGGUUAGGUUGGAUCUUCAAAAACGUUUGUGCGUGCAUUUGCUUUUGUUAUUGUAUGAAAUGACACGUACUGUACAGAGAUAGCACUUACUACUAAUAAUACAUGGCAGAUAUGCUUGCAUAGGAACUAACAUGAUACUCAGUAUAGAUUGGAAACGUUGGCAUUUAAGACAUUUCAGGUAUGAAAUAUAUUGCAGUAUAUUUAAACAUGCAAAAUUUAGUAAUAUUAAGGAAAUUUAAAAUGAAUAAAUAAAGUGAAAAUAUUUUAUGUAAAUCACUUCAAUGAUUAAGCGAUACACUAAUUGUGUUAAAUAAACAAAUAACAUAAGACACACUGUUGGUAACUGGAUAGUACUGCGUAUGCCAGCAGUUAAAAUUAAUCUUGAACCAAAGGCUCCUUGGGUCAUAUUCAGCGUUUGGGCCAUUUGUUCCUCGCUCACGAUAAAAACAGUGCAUACUGAGAACUGCAACCAACAGAUUGAAAAACCAAUGUGAUUGAUGUCAGAGUAGGUUAAAUUUACAUGAGAUUUUCAUAUUAAUUGUUACACAGAAGAUAGGCAUGUUGAAACACAUGAAACAUUCCAAGGUAGUGUAUUCUGUUUAUAUGUAGGAACUGGGGGAGAGGAAGGUCAGUCUCAGAUUUUUGUGCUGGGAUUUCAGGUAGGGGCACUCAGAAUGCUAAUGAGCUGUAGCACAAAGUUGGGAGAUAAGGAAUAAUGGAUGUUCUAAAGGGCAUUGAGCAAAAUCACUUCCUUAAGUUCCAAGUGCCCAGAAGUGAGGGGUGGUAGUUACUGGGAAGAUAAUCAUAAUUUUAUGAAGUAGGGAAAGUGCAGAGCUUGGUAUUUGGAAAGGAUAAAAUAAGAGCGGUCCAGGAUCAUUCAGAUGGUUGAUUUUAGUGAGACCCUGAAUAGUGUCAGGCAGGCCAUUGCCUGUGGUGAUGUAACUUUAUGGUCCCUUGUUUCUAGAAUCAAGCCCACAAUAUUCUUUGCGCAAACCAUUUGUCCAGUUUACUUUUAGCAAGGUUUUAUGUUAAUAGAGGAAUUCACAGAACCCUUGGUUUCAGAACCCUUUUGAGAAAUUCUCUGCAAAAUGCUUUAUAUAAAAAAGCAUAUGCCCCCUGUAGUUUACUUGAAGCAACUACCUUUAACUCAGUGUUUGACAGAAGAUUAUUCAGUUUUAAGAGUGUGUAUUUUGCAACGUGCUUGCUUUUGUGAAUUUAUAUUCCACUUUAAAGCAACUUACGACAUUUAACAACCUUUUGCCCUUUCAUUUUCAGCCACGACGACAGAAGGAAUUGAAACCAACGACAAACUGAUGAGGUUUUUUGAUCUAUGUGAAAGAUUUGUUAAAGAUAUAGAAGACAAUGAUACGGCUAUGCAUGAGCUGGAUGCCUUCAAGGAAGGUCCUGAGAUGAAGGAAGUAGUGGGGAAAAUUGCAAAUACCUUGUGUCUACCAGUGAAUGACUUAAACGCAGGUAAUGUUCUUUUAUCAGCUUCCUACCUGUUCUCAGUUAUUAUGAAGAGCAAAUAAGCAGUAAACAUAAACAUCUUUUGGAAAAGCUUUAAAGGUUAACUUCUGUUGAACCUGACUGGGGGACAUAAAAUAUUUACCCUUCCCCCCCCCCCCCAGUGCCUUGUUUUCAUUUUCAUCGCUCUUAGGGACUGGUUCACAUAAGUUAAAGUAUCUCAGCUGCAUGCAUUAUAUGACUCUCACAAGUGCAGAGAUGCACACUUGUGACACGCAGAGUGAAAACUGAAGCCUAGUUCAUGUUUCUGUGGUAGCCUGGAGAGAGCAGACAGUCGUGCUCCAUUGAGACACACUCUUAGAAGUAUUGAAGAUGCUUGGGAAAAUUUGUACGAUGAAGUGCGGAAUGCAGAAAGGAAAUGGCCUAUCAACUCUUGCAUGCGGUUUUCAGGUAAUGGUGCACACAUACCUAUUUCACUGCUACAGUGCUUUUUCUUUUUUAACUACAAAACAUCCACUACCAGCAAGCUCUGUAGCUAGUAACUAACAAUAUCCAUGUCACGAGCCAUUAUCAACAUUGUCUUUUAAUAAACUUUAUUUUGGUGUGUGGCACAAGCUACUGGUGUCGGCACCCUUUCAAGAACCUCUGUAGGAAGAGCAAGCAACUAAAACUAUCUACCACAAGAGCUGCAACUUUUCCAAAAUUAUACCUAGAAGAAAUGUACAACUAGUUCUCUGUGCCCAGCUGAUAUCUACCGACAGCUGACUGCUGCCAGAGUUGUUUAAAGAACAGCUGGUGGUGAAGCAUAGAGGAAGGAUGUUUGUGGAUGGUUUUCUUUGUAAGUCUGUUUCCCCUGGGUACAUGCAGAUGUUUGGAGCUGCCUAAAGGGAGUGCUUUGGCUUGUGGUCAAACACUUAAGAAGCAUGAGAAACCAACUAUCGUGUACAAGUUCUUUGUGGCAACCUUUUCCCCCUUCCUGGGCCACAGGCUAACUUUAUUAGAUUUUACCAGGAAGAAAGUAUUUUCAUGAGAAAAGAGAGGACCUCAUCUUGCUGUUGUCGUACAAACUUUAUGGAUCCAGAUGGUGAUAGUGCUUUUUUUCUGUGGGGGAUGCAGGGGUAAGCAUACCCCUAAACAUUUUGUGAAUCUAAGUUUGGCCUCAUUGAGGGACAGUAUUUCAAUAUGAGUAGGAAAAUGAGAGUACCCCUAAACAUAUUUUUAGAAGAUAAACACUGGUGAUAGAUAUUCCGCAUAACUUUGUGAAUCCAGAUGGCGUUAGGUAUUCCGGUCUGCACUAAAAACCCACAUGCACCCAGUUUAGUGGGACACAGAUGAACAGUGAAAUGGGCAUCUGGAUGUGCAUUUGCAUUAAUUAUAUGCAUUAUGGGUCUCCUUUUACUGAAUCAGGAAGUAUUAUUUCAUUCUACAGUAUUUUAUCCUUCCUAUCAACCGUUUCAGGUGGUUAACAUUCCAUUUAAAAUACAACAGAAGAUCACUAAGCACCAAUCAAACACAAAAAGUGGGGGAAAGACAUACUUUUAUCGGAUGAACAUAGGUAGUAUCAUUAUUACAGUUCACUACUCCCCAGAGCCACUGCAAACAACUCUAUCCUGUUUUUCUUUGUGAUAGAUAAAGGCAGGUGCAUCGAUUCAAGUUUUCUAGCAGCAUAAAAAGUCCUUUCUGUCUCACUCUUGAAUUCAUUAGGCAAGGGAUUUUGAGCCAUAAUUGAUGGAGGAGGAGCUCUAAGAUAUGCAGAUAUAAAUGUAAUAAAGAAGGUCAAUGUCAUAUGAUACAGUAUUGACACUUCCGUAACUCCAACUUCUGAAACAUCUCUCUCUUGUUACGGAGUGUAACUAAGCAUUAUCCUGUUACUAAAUGUGCAUAGAUGCAGUUUUGACAGUUUCAUUUGUCACUUGCCUUUUCUACAGAUUGGGUUCUGGUGUCCUUUUUCACUUGACCAUCUGAACUAACUAAAGAAUAUUGUGUUUCCUGUAGUGUACAUGCAACAAUGAUUUCUAGUUACUUUAAUCAUAACCCUGCUAAAAGUGAUUGAAACAAGAGCAGGUAGUAAGAUGUUGUCUGAGUAUACGUAUUCACUUAUAUGUUGGAUUUUUUACAGAAUAUAUGAUUAUGAUUCUUUCAAUGGUAGAAAGGUUAACAUGUUAAGUUUCACCUAACAGCCUUAAAACGAGGCUUAUAUUUAUAGAGUUUGCAAUUUUAAUUAAGUUGCGUUUUUGAACAAGUUUGUGAAUAUUUUCAGAAGCACUUGCAUGCAUAAAACACUCCAGGCACUGAUGUGUUCUUGUUCAUACAAAUCUAAUCAAAUAAUUCCAUUGCAAAUAUUUAAUACCCACCAUGUAUUCCGUGUUUAUAUAUGUUAAAAACAUUCUUGAAAUACAUAAAAAUCCCACAUUCACUAGCUCAUUUCUUUUUGCUUAUAGUUUGUAGUGUAUUAUAUGUAUUGAUUCCAGGGAUGCAGAACACUACGGACCCAUUUGUGGAAUUGCAAGCAUAGUUCUUGCACAUCACCCCUCUGUUUGUGCCAGGGAUAGGGGAAUUUCUUGCCUGCAGGCUAGGUCUAGCUCCUGGUGCCUUUGGAUCAAUUCUGUCUCAUCCCUCUUUGCCCCUCCUUGACACAGUAAUUAGACUAGAAAAAAGCUUCUGUUGUUGCCAAUGGAAGCUUUUGUUUCAAAGCCUAAUUGAUGUACGGAGGAUAGGAGUUCAGAAGUGAAAGAAAAUCAUGACCUUGCCCACGCUUGUUAUCCAUUUCCCAAGAUGUUAUCCCUGAGGAAAUACGACUCUCAGCAUACAAAGGGUUCCCUAGCCUUUUUCUAUACACAGGACUUGGUUCCCAGAUUGUAUCUCUUUUUAUUGCAUACCUUCAUAGCAGUUUUGUAAAGGGGCAUUUCGUUCACCACUGACGUGGUCCUUGUGUGUUGCCCUUUCUGCGUAAACAUUUCAUUGAUGGCUUGCGGCAUCCUACCUGAUGUACUGUCGGUGUGUUGCUAACUGUUGCUUUUCUUUACAACAGAUUUGGUUCAGGUGGCAUUUUUCACUUGCUCAUUUGAGCUGGCCAUAAAAAACAUUAGCUCCCCCUGGUGUUCGCUCUUCAGUGAAGAAGAUGCCAAGGUAGGUACUGUGUAUACGUCUGCAACCCCCUUAACUAAAGAAGUGGAGAAUUGAAUGUUUCAGUGUAUUGUGAAAAAAACUGUUAUUCGGUCUCACAGAAUUAUAUAGGACAUAGCGGGUAGUAUUCAACAAAGUUUUUACUCAAGAGUAGAGCCUCUGAAAGUGAUGCGGGUGGCACUGUGGGUUAAACCACAGACCUAGGGCUUACCGAUCAGAAGGUUGGUGGUUCAAAUCCCCUUGAUGGGGUGAGCUCCCGUUGCUCAGUCCCUGCUCCUGCCAACCUAGUAGUUCAAAAGUACAUCAAAGUGCAAGUAGAUAAAUAGGUACCGCUCUGGCAGGAAGGUAAACGGCGUUUCCUUGCGCUGCUCUGGUUCGCCAGAAGUGGCUUAGUCAUGCUGGCCACAUGACCCAGAAGCUGUAUGCCAGCUCCCUUGGCCAAUAAAGCGAGAUGAGCGCCACAACCCCAGAGUCAUCCACGACUGGACCUAAUGGUCACGGGUCCCUUUACCUUUACCUAGAGCUGCUGAAAUUAAUCAACAUUACUCAGCUAAGUCCAUUAAUUUCAGUGGUCUACCAUGAGGAAAACUUGAAUUCUAACCAUGAGCUGAAAUCUGGCACUCACUUAACAUGAUUUAAUUUGACCAAAACAACCUGCUACGGCAGGACAAGUGCUAGCACAAAUGAUACUACCACAGUUUGAUCUUGGGGAGUGUCAUUUAACAUUCCUCCUCUCGUUAGAUACCCUCUCCUACUCUGCCCAACCUUCCAGCCUGUCACCCUGAGCAUCUGCGUGUAGACACCUAGGAUAACAGAUGCAUAUAUAUUGGCUAUAUUCAGUCUCUUUCUAAGGAACACUAAAUUCCUAAAAGUAGAGUCUGCUUUUAACAAGGCUCAUAACCAAUGUCUUUAGCAUUAGCUGCACCUAUUGACUUCACUCCUGUGCAGGAAAACAAUCCUUUGCCUACCUUUUCACUCAUAUUCCUAUUAAAUUGUAGAAUUCAGUGCUCAUUCCCGUUUGCUGUUCCUGGCUUGCCCCUGGGAGGCUGCAACUGCAGUGUUAUAAAGGCAGGUCUCUGCCAAAGCGUUUGCUCCUGAUUGCAAUGGUGGUAGGGAGGGAAGAGGAAAGAACCCAUUGCCUGAGGUGGAAAACGGGGUAACUAUCUAUAUUGAUGGGUUAGGUACCAAUAGUUAAAUGAAAGUUUGUGUGCGUUGGAAUGGCCUGCCUGCAAUUUACUAAAAUAUCUUGUUGCAUGUAAAAUAAUCCCUCUUUGUAACAACUUUUAAAUGUGUGUGAUACCAGGUACUUGAAUAUCUGAAUGAUCUGAAGCAGUACUGGAAGAGAGCUUAUGGGUAUCCUAUCAACAGCCGCUCCAGCUGCAUUCUUAUGCAGGAUAUCUUCAAACAUUUGGACCAGGCUGUUACAGAGAGUAAAAGGUAAAAAAUUGGUGGUGGUGGUGGGAAAACACAUACUCUGUUUCGUGGUCCCAUUCUAGGUGCCACUAAAAUGGUUCCACCUUCUUGAAUGUGCCACAGCUGCUAUUUGUGGAACGAUCAAUAUAUGUAAGCAUUCUUUUUAUGUUUUUUGUUUUUUGUUUAUGUUUUAUGUUUUAAAAGACCAAAAUGUGUGUGUGUAUGCGUGUGGCACAGAGCUUUCCAAACUUUUCAUGUUGGUGACACACUUUUUAGACAUGCAUCAUUUCGCUGCACAGUAAUUCAGUUUUACCAGCUAACCAGAGAUUAAACUAACCCCUUUCCAGCCCCAGGAGGAGUGCAGGGAGCGUUCACAUGACACACCCACACACUGCAGCUAACACACUAAUGUGGUGCGACAUGCAAUUUGAAAAGCUCUGGUGUAGCAGGUGGUGGAAGAAGGGGACAAGGAAUGUGGCACUGGGUUGGAGAACCUUUUUCAGCCCAAGAGUUGCAUUCCCUUCUGGGCUAUGUUCCAGGGACAAAAAGAGGCAGAGCAACAAGUUUGAAUGUUUGAAUGUACAGUAGGCUAGUUUUUCUAGACCCCUGCCUCUUCCUACAGUCAGGAAAGCCCAAAGCAUCGCAGUUCAAGGACUCAUUCUAGCCAGCCAAAAGCACUUGAGGCCACAGAGCAGGGAAAGUGGCCUAGGGAGGAGGGGACGGCCUGGAAAAAGUCCUGAAUGUCAGAUAUAGAUGCUUACAAAACAAGAGGAUGAUUUAUUGAGAGAAGUGUCUUCUACAGGACCGCCUCUCCUAGCAUGCCCCGCGGAGGACCUUAAGGUCCACAAAUGACAACACUUUGGAGGUCCCAAGUCGCAAGGUGGUUAGAUUGAUCUCAACUAGGGCCAGGGCCUUUUCAGUACUGGCCCCAACUUGGUGGAACGCUCUGUCACAAGAGACCAGGGCCCUGCAGGAUUUGACAUCUUUCCGCAGGGCCUGCAAGACAGCUGUUCCGUUUGGACUCAGUCUGACCCUUAUGUUUCCCUCCCCUUAUGGUUUUGAUCUAUGGGCUACUUUUAAAAUGAAGCUGCAUUUUAAAUUAUAUUUUAACUUGUAUUUUAAAUUGGUUUUUUUCUUUUUCCUAUUAUGUUUUUGUUGUAACUUUACUGGUGUUAGCUGCCCUGAGCCUGGCUCUAACCAGGGAGGGCGGGGUAUAAAUAAAAUAUAUUAUUAUAUUAUUAUUAUUAUUAUUAUUGCAUUUAAAUUCAAUUGAACCGCUAUGGUCACAGUUAGGUGUAUGAGCAGGUAUUUUAUUUGGCUUGCAGCCCACUUAAGACUGAUUUCCCACUUCCGUUUGGAUCUGUGGCAAAACCUCCCUUCAGUUUGUUUCCGGAUGCCUGGAUAUCAAACACAUGACUAUAACUUUUUAUAUUCUAACAUGAGUGGAGAACAUAUGGUGUCCGUUCUUUAGUGAGCAUUUGUUUUGAUUCGCUUGCAGAAAGGCUAUAUGACUUCCCAUCAAACAUUAUCCCAGUUUUUAGGGCCCUUCCCUGUCACUUUCCUUACUGCAAUAAGUCAUUUUUAAUUUAAAAAAAAAAUGGAUUUGUUGCACCAGAGUGCUUUAAAUCGUGCAGACCUAAAUAUCCAUAAGCUAUUGAAUCCCUCCUGAAAAAUAGUGGCAGUCUGUAGGCAGCUGAUUGUUAAACAACAAAAAGCUGCAGGAGAUCCCAGUUAUGAAUUGCCUGCAUCGUGUCUAGAUUUGAUAUAAUUAGGAGCUCUGUGAAACGGUGCUGUUCCUUUUCCUAACAGUUGAUGGCAGUAUAAACAGAGGAUGCUAAUCUAAAUUUUGAAUAGGUUUCUCUUAACUAAGCUUAGUAAACUAAAGUACCUAAUUGCCUCUUUCACCUACCAGCUUUUUCUGACUACUGAUAAUAGUUUAUCCUGACAAGGGAGCAGAGGGCAGCUGUUGCCUUCUAUGGAGGGUGAGUUGAGACACGGGGAGACAAAGUGACUUGCCGUAUGUGACACCUAGAAUCGAGUAGAUAAGUUUAACUUCCAGCCACUAAUCCCCAAUUAAAGCUGCAGCUAGAUGAGAUAACGUAUGCAGAGCUAAUGUAAAAUAAGCAUUCUCAUACCUCGUUCAAAAUAACAAGCCACUUUAUCUAUAAUUUUUCUAUUAAAAUGUACUCUUAGUAUGGAAUAGUAGAGUAUUUAAUCAGCGUUACUUAUACCAAGAGGCAAACAGUUCUUUCCCACAACAUGAAUUAAUGUUUAAAAAACACUGUGAAAUCAUUGGAAGUCUUUAAACGCUAUUAUAAUUUGGGGUUGAACUUAAUUUUCUUCCAUGUGAAGGUAACAUUUUGAGAAGUACCCAUCUCUAGAUAAGUCCUAUUCCACAAUUCCCUUCAGUAUCAUUCACACACACACACACACACACACACACACACAUAUGACCAGACAUUUGACUAAGCCAGGCAUAGGCAAACUCCCAUCAUCCUUAUCUAACAGGACCAGUGGUCAGGGACGAUGGGAGUUGUAGUCCCAAAACAUCUGGAGGGCUGAGUUUGCCUAUGCCUGGACUAAGCUACAUAGAAACAUACAAUUGUAGAGUUGGAAGGGACCCCAAGUGUCAUCUAGUCUAGCCCCCUGCAAUGCAGGAAUCUCAAGCAAAGCAUCCAAGACAGAUGGAUAGUUGCUUCAUAGUUUCUUCCUCCUCACUUCGUAAAUUGUUUCCCCCCCCCUUUAGAAUUUAAAUUUGUAUAUGUUAUGUUUAUUAUACGGUUAACACCUGCCUUAAUAGAGUGACCAUAUGCAAAGGAAAGCACUGCCUCUGUGCUUUUUAACUGAGGAAGGAAUUUCAGCAGGUGCAGCCUAUCCUAUGCAUGGAUAAGAGACACUUCACCUGCUUAAAUCUUCUUCUACACAACUUUUAAAUGUUCAGAAGUUCAAUUGGGUUAUUCAGCAUUGUGAUUCCUUAAUACCUUAUGACCAAGGGUUUAUCUGAAUCAGUGGAGGGGUGUGUGUGUGUGUGUGUGUGAGAGAGAGAGAGAGAGAGAGAGGAAAGAAAGAAAGAAAGAGAGAAAGAUUCUCUUCAGUGACUGGGAGGGAUCACUAUUUGACAUCAGAAGACAGCCUUAUUAUUGACCCUAUAUGAGAUAUGCUUCUGUGUGUAUUAAUCUUUGUGUGUUUAGGGAUUAGCUUUGUUUGGAAUGGCUUUAUGGAAUGUUUAAUUAUAUAACCUUGUAAAGAUUUUUAAGAGCUCUAAACAGUUUAGGGGAGAAAUUGACUUGUCCCAACCGCAGUGACUUUUAAAACUCCAUCCUGAGGUUGAGGAACAACUUCUCUCAUUUGAUUCCUAUCGGAAGUUAAGACUGCACUUGGUGGACCGUAGCCACAGCCUCAGCUUCUGAACAACGCACACUGAACAUUUAAAAGCCCUUUGAAGUGAAUGGUUGCGCUUCUGUUGUGGAUUCCGUUUAUUUUUACAAAGGCACGGCCAUGUUUUUAGUCCUCUUGCGUGCUAUAGAAAGAAAUUGAAGAAAACUUAGAAGGAGCAACGGCAGUCCUCAUAGUUGGAAUCAUGGAACUGCAGAGUUGGAAGGGAUCCCAAGGUUCAUCUAGUCCAACUAUACCUGCAAACCCAGUGACCUUUGUGACGCUAUCAGCUGGCAGCUGAUUUUCGAAUAGAGAUAAUGCAUUACAUUCUCUUCGUUACUGAGAACAGUACACAGAUCAGAGCUAUUUGGUUGUCAUCAAGCCAAUGGGUGGUAGGGAGGGCAGCAUUAGGGUAGGUUUGAGAAUUCAGUGUUGAGCUGUGAGUGCCGAGUUCUGUCACCGUUGCUUUAUAAGCUUGGUGCCAAUUUCUGCCUAUUUUUUGUCUUCCUGCGUAGUACUGCUUUACAAGCAUAACUGAACGCAAUAAGGCAUGUGUAUGAGUAAGACAUGCACAGGUUUACACUGCCAGAUACUUUUCAGAAGGGCAGGGAGAAGCAGAGCAAGAACUGAAGACACUAUCACUAUAGUCAGGCAUUCAGAUGGCUCCAGUGUUAUUUCAUCAGAUUCAGCCUUUGCCAAUACAGUGUCCUUCAAAUGCUCUAGGGCUACAAGGGCUACAACUCCCAACAUGCUGCCUGGAAUUGAGUUUUACACUGAGCUUUCUUCUUCAUUGCAGCUUAGAAAUGAGAGGGUAGCUUCUAGUUAUUAUAUCAUUUCAAAAGGCAUUUGGUAGUCAACAGAAGGAGUAACAGGAGUCCUUUAACAACGAUUGAAGUUGAGAUUAUGUACUCUGGUUAUGGGUAUAUACACCUUCCUUCUUCUGAGUCAUACCAUCUGUCCAUCUUCGAGAACAGUGUUCCUCAACCUUCAGUUCCCAGAUGACGUUGUACCACGACAACAUCCCUGACCACUGACUAACUGGAUGGAUCCAAGGUUGAAGAACACUGCUCUAGAGCGUGGGUGGGGAAUCUUUUCCUGGGGCCAUAUUGAAAGCUCCCACCUCCUCUCAUGGGCCAUCGUGACAGGUAGAUGGGGCCCAAUGGGAACUCCGAUCCCUGCACGCUCACUGAUUUGCCCCGACAGCAAGCCUUGCUUUGUCAAGGAACAAUAGAGAGUGCUCUCUAAGGCUCCUAAUUGUUGGCAAACACGUCUCUACCUGCUCCACACUUAACAUCGCAGAUAAUAUCAGGUGUCGGGCAGGUUGGUGUGGCUUGGGGAAAAUGGUCUCAUAGACCAAACUGGAACCCAUGCUGGGCUUGACUAGACUUGUAGACCGGAGGUUACCCAUCUCUGCUGUAGAGUCUAGACUGGGACUGGUGGUAUUUGAAGUCCAAAACAUCUGAAGCAGGCUUCCUCAAACUCAGCCCUACAGAUGUUUUGAGACUACAAUUCCCAUCAUCCCUGACCACUGGUCCUGCUAGCUAGGGAUCAUGGGAGUUGUAGACCAAAAACAUCUGGAGGGCUGAGUUUGAGGAAGCCUGAUCUGGAGAGUGGCAGAUUGACCAAGGCCGAUCCAGCCCUGUGUUAUGUAUUGUGACUUGCAGCAGCUCACCCAAUAGCAAGGGAUAGGUUUUAGGGUUUCUGAAAACAUCUUGACAGCUUGGUGGCAAGGUAUUCUGUGUGCUGAAUUGACUUUGGGAUACCCACUUCCGAUUCUUUGAAACAGAAAUAAAACUUUAAAAUGCCAGCAUGUAAAUUCAGAUUUGAUUGUUUUCUGAUAUCUCUUUACUGAAUGGGUUUGUACUUUACUCCCAAAUUCUUAUUACACAAGCUAGAGAAUUUUGGAUGUUGUUGUUGUUUAGUCGUUUAGUCGUGUCCGACUCUUCGUGACCCCAUGGACCAGAGCACGCCAGGCAUUCCUGUCUUCCACUGUCUCCCACAGUUUGGUCAGAAGAGAAUUUUGGAUACAGUGGACUAUCUCAUUAGGCAUUAAACUCCUGAGUUCAUGCUUGAGAGAAACGCCUUCUUUCUAAACCAGUCAGACACUGCCUUCAUUUGUGGGUGAGGCUUCUAAGCUGGCAGCCAACAGAUGAAAAUGCCAAACAUCACCUUUUGCCUAAAGAAAAAGAACAAAGAUCUGUUUGCUAUGAUAGUUUACUAAACAGAAAGCAAUUUGUGCUGUUCUUUCAGAUGUCAGAUGUUGGCAGAAACAUUUCUGCUCCCAGAAUUUUGAUACUGAUUUCUGAUCAGUGUUCAAAAAUGUGCAAUAGCACAUUGGUACAGGCUUCAUUUAUUUGAGUUUUAUGUUGGAGUUACCUAGCUUAUUCUUAUGCACCUUAUUAGGCUAUGCAUCACCUGCCAACCUAGCAGUUUGAAAGCACGUCAAAGUGCAAGUAGAUAAAUAGGUACCGCUCCAGCAGGAAGGUAAACGGCGUUUCCGUGCGCUGCUCUGGUUCACUAGAAGCGGCUUAGUCAUGCUGGCCACAUGACCUGGAAGCUGUACGCCGGCUCCCUCAGCCGAUAAAGCAAAAUGAGCGUCACAACCCCAGAGUCGGCCACGACUGGACCUUAUGGUCAGGGGUCCCUUUACCUUUAGGCUAUGCAUCAGAGAAACCUGAAUGUAAGAAGCAUGUACUAAGAAGCACUAGCCACAUGGCAAAGACUAUAGGAAGCAAUUACUUUGGUAAAGGAGGCAUCUCAUCAAACAGCUAAAAUGUUCAUCCUGACCAAAGACUAAAUUCACUUGUGUUGGUUUUCUUAAUAAAAUAAAAUAAAAUAAAGGAAAAAAAGAAGGAAAUUUGGUAUUUGUUGCUUGCAUUGGGUCAGUAAUUGUGGGAAAGGGGAAAUUGUAUACCUUCAUUUCCUUAUGUAAAAACAGUUUUUAGUCUGAUUUCUUGGGCUUGCUAAAUCACAGUAUGGUGGGGAAUUUCUUCUGUACUACCCCACCAUAAGCACAAAAAUAUGUAUAUGAAUUCUUGGAAAAAUGAGUAAUCUAUCUUAUUUCCUUAAAGCUUGCGACCUGUUAUAAAGAACUGAGGAUAUAACAUAACUUAUGCAGUACUUUAUUAUGUCAAAGUGUCAUUUUUAAACUUCAGAAGCAGGAUACUUCAAAGCAUUCUUCUCUAAAUAGGACAGGUCAAACAAGUAGUUGCAUUUUAUUUCUUUUUUGAUGUUACAGGUUAACUUAAAGUACCAAGAACUUUCCUCUGUUGAAUUAAAAACUGUAUUUUAGCUUUGGCUUGUUGCUUGGCCUUCGUAUGCUUGUCAUAGCUGCUGCUAAUAAUUCUAAGGCUUGAAAGUUUUUACAUUUAAUUGUGAUGAAAACCUGAAUUUAUGAACUGGGCUUUGUUUAUUCCAUUCACAAAACACAACAUAUGUAAAGCAUGGUGUCCCCUAAUGCAAAUUAUAGUUACACCUGUAUGUUCCUUUAUAUAGAUUAUGUUACAAGCUUCUAAAGGUAGGGACAGCGUAAUGUGAUAAGUAUCAUAUCAAGCUUAUUACUGAGAAGCUUGGUUUAGCUGGAACUCUAAACAUACUUGAUGCUUGAUGCGGGGGGGGGGAUGACCUCAAAGCAGUUUACAAAAAGUUAAAACAGAGAAAAAUCUACAACCUUUCUUCAAAGCAUACAAAGAAUAAAAAUACUGGAGUUGACAUUCUGCUUUACUAUAACAUGAGCACAUGGAAUGAUGAGUAACAUGGGAUCUCGGACCUUUAAAUUUUCUAAAAAAUAUAUUAACUAUAAAUAGUAGUGAUGAUAAUAGCUUUGGGGAGAAGAAACUAGACAGCUGCUUUUGCAUUACUUUUUUAUAUUGUAGCAUCACCGCGGUACAUUAGAGUUACAUAAGCAACAUAGAUGCUGUAGGAACUUACAAUCUGAAAUGAAACAGGCAUUUGGUCAGUUGACUGUCAAGGUGGAGGAGUGGAGAUCAUGGGCAGAGAUAAAAUGAGAAAUAGGAGUCAAAAUAUAGGUUGAGUAGGGGCAGAGAGAGGUCUUGAAGGCCAGGCUUUCUAUUGACUAUAAAAUAUCAUGGGAUGCCAGGGAAGGAAACAAAUGAUGUGGUCAGAUCAGUGAGAAAUGAGAAUAAUUUUGGUUUUGGUUUCUCGAUAGACAGGAGAGGACUAAGAUGUGAAAGAGGAAGAGGGCAGAGGGCUUACAUGAACCAGAGUUGUAGCCACGAGGACAGAGAGGAACAGUUGGAUUUUUAGUAUGUUGUACAGGGAGAAAGGUCCAUAACAUGGCCGUUCUAAACAGGUGGGUAGCAGUGGAGAGAAACUAAUCCAAGAUAAGCUGUGACACUUUGCCUGGACAAUAGGAUGAAUGAAGUAGUCGCCAUUCAUGUGCCAAAAAAAUCACUACAGAGUGAGCGCAUCAUCUGUAGAUGAGUUGCGAGUUGCUCAUUCUCUGCUUUGCCAUUCAUUCUCUUUAGAGAAUUGCUCUCUUCCACUGCACCCCAAUAUCCACAUGAUCUCAGCUGUAACUGCAGGUCAUCUCUUAGCCGGGAAUGAGAUUGAACUCUGUAAUCUUCUAGUUCUUUUCUUAAAAAUAACAUACCGGUAUUAUUAUUAUUAUUUUAAAAAUGAUUUCUUGACCAAGUGUUUUUUAGCAGUCAAAUGCCAUUCCUACGGUUCAGACCACCAAAAGUAAAACAACUCUUUUACAGUAGCAUAGUUUGCUAAUUCUUGUAACUAUACAGUAGUUGUGCCUCACUGCUUGGGACUACAUUAGUCAAGAAACAGCGUUUUGAAUGCGUUAUAAAUAUGCAACACCAGAUGGUGCUAGAGAGUAAAAAAAAUAUAUGUUAUUUUCCAUAGUGUUUUUUUUCCUUUUGUUAUAAUGAUUUAAUUUCUCACUUAUUUAUAGCGUGUUUUUCCCCGAAUGUGUAGAUCCACCCUUAGAUUCAUCUGACUAACCAUCUUUUGCUUUUGCUUUUAAACUUUCUAGUUCGAAGCCUAUUUCCUCUCCCGUGAUCCUCCAGUUUGGACAUGCAGAAACCCUUCAACCUCUCCUUGCUCUCAUGGGCUACUUCAAAGAUGAAGAGCCUCUUAAAGCAAACAACUACCACAGGCAGAUGCAUCGGAAAUUUCGUAGUGGCCGCAUCGUCCCUUAUGCCGCAAAUCUGUUGUUUGUGCUUUAUCACUGUGAUCAAGCCACAACUCCAAAGGAAGAGUACAAGAUCCAGAUACUGCUCAACGAGAAGCUGCUGGAAUUUCCACACACGGGAGAAACCGUUGCUUUGUACACUGACCUGAAAAACCACUAUAAUGAAGCCCUCCAAAAUUGUCACUUUUCCGAAGUGUGCGACAUGCCAAAAAAUACUUCUGAAGGUGAUCUGUAUAUAAAGGUGACAAAGUAGAGGAAGCAUUUUUUGUGUGUGGAAGUAAUUGAUAAAAUGUAGCUCUUUUGCUUUUGCUACUUUUUAGGAAGAUGUACCAUUACACUUAAAAAAAACCAACUUCAUAAACUGGUUUCUGAAAUUCAAAAACAAAAUUACAAAAACAAAGAUAUAGGACAUCUCAAAACAUUCAAACAAACUUCUGAAGCUCUUUCUGGGAAAAAACUGCCUUUUUUAGGAUCAGGAAUGAUCUAGGUGUAACCACAUGGUAUUUGGCAUGCAGUUUACUUCAUAGGUAUGCCAGUUAUUUAAUGUGAAUAGUUUGGAAGUUAUUGUGGAUCUCAAUUGCUGCUUCACUGGAAUAUUCACUUGUGAAUACAGCCUCUUAUGUACAAACAUCUCCUAAGUACAAACAUCUCUUAUAUAAGAUUCCAGGUGGUUUUCAUGGUUGUUUUACAAAAAUAAUUGGUUUUUGCCAAGUAUUUUGGAGACCUUGCAUAAAAGGUUGCAUCUAGUUAAGUUAUACUCAAAAUAGUCCACUGAAAUAAUGGACUUUUCUAAUAACUGAUUUUAAUGGGUCUGCUCUGAAUAUGACCUAAUUGCACACAACCCCCAAAUUGUAAAGCCAUAGGAGUACCAGUGCUGCUUAAUCUAUUUUCAUAAUUCAGUCUUUUUUGUGUUUUGUUUUGGUAGCUUUUGCCCAGCAAUAAUGUGGUUCUGUGGCUGCAAAAAGAGGGGUGGUACGUUUGCCAAUUGGGCAGAUGCCAAUCUGUGAUGGGCAUUCAGGUAUUCUAUAAUAAUAACAUUGAAGAGAAGGGGGUCACUGCUCUGAGUUCAGCUUCAAAAAGAACAAAAUUACUCAGCUAGAGAGAGCACAGUUGUACCUUGGAAAGUUGAACGGAAUCCAUUAUGGGAGUCCGUUCGACUUCCAAAAUAUUCGGAAACCAAAGCAUGGCUUCUGAUUGGCUGCAGGAAGCUCCUGCAGCCAAUCAGAAGCCCCGUCUGACGUUCGGCUUCCAAAAAUAGUUCGCAAACCGGAAUAGUCACUUCUGGGUUUGCGGCGUUCGGGAGCCAAAACAUUCAAGAACUUAGCUGUUCAGAAACCAAGGUACGACUGUAGUUCAUAGUGCACAUUUUAAAGAGGAAAUCCGUGAUGCUUUAAUAUGGCUUCCCCCUUUAAAUCCAUUCUUGGGUGUGGUUUCCAUAUGUAAAGAGACUGCUUUUCCCAACUAAAUAUAUUCAAUCAUGCAUUGAAGCAGGAAUUAGUUUUUCAGAAUUGAAAAUAGUAUUAUCACCUCCGUCUUGGUCUGUUUCUCUAUAGCUUUUUUUCAUUCCUAUGAACCAUUCCUUGAAACCGGAGUGUUGUUUUUUUAGUGGGGCACUAUCUUGGAUACAGUAUUGCUAAACACUUUGAAGAUUUUGGUUUUGGUUUUUACCAAGAGUUGCUGCUAAAAAACCCAUGCUUUUAAGAAAAAUAAUAAAGAACAACUAUCCAUAGAAGAGACUGCAUCAUGGUUAUACAGUGUGCAGCGUAUCUCUGUGUUAAAUUGCUGGUCUAUAACAUGAGAUGCCAUACAGCACCAUUUUGAAGGGAGCUCUUUCUAAAGAGAAGGUUUUACUAACAAUUUUGGGGGGUGGGGAGGGGAGGGGUGGUUGUUAAUGGGGAGUGUCAGGUGAACAAACCUGUAAGGGUAGGUCUGUUGACAUUGAAGUCCCGUCUAUCCAAUUCCACAGGAUGAACGAAAUGUAGCAUAUCGCAUGAUAAAGCUGUUUUCAUACUGGAUGAAUAUAAGUAUUUGUGAGCAGUGUGGUUGCUAAGGUGUGUGCUUACAGUGGAGCCUUUUGUGUGCCUAUAAUUCUGUUUACGGUUUCAAACUUCUCCUGCAUAUCAUAUAAUGGUUUGGUUGCUGUAUAACCAAAGAAGGAAAACUUCACAAUAGUACAAGCUGUUUAAACACCUCAAAUAUUGUCAGAUAGCUAUCACGCCAUUCCCCCCCAAAAAAAAAAUUAAAGGAAAAAAGUAAUUAUUGGACUGAUUUGUCUCAUUUGUUAAAUGCAGGGUAGAUGUUUAGGCUUAAGGCACAAAAUACAGACCUAAAAUGUG